Molecule: messenger RNA, 846 nt
Organism: Endocarpon pusillum Z07020
Lineage: Eukaryota; Fungi; Ascomycota; Eurotiomycetes; Verrucariales; Verrucariaceae
Exons: 1
Coding region: 1-846 (281 amino acids)
Molecular function (GO): protein binding
Source: RefSeq, a predicted model, not a curated record
AUGACCAAAGAAAUGCUCUCCCCAAUCAACAACCAGAAGAACACGUCUCUACAGACGGUGCGCGUGAAAAACUCAACCUACUACUACAAUAAACAACUCCUUCGGACAGGCGCCUUUGCCGAUUGUACAGUCACCUGCAGGGGUCGGUCGUGGCCCGCUCAUCGCAACGUUCUCAGCCCGAGAUGUGACUUCUUCAAAUGUUGUUUUGAUGGGAGGUUUACCGAGGGCCAGACAAGGGUCAUAGUGAUGGAAGAUGACGAUCCGGUAGCUGUCGACGGAAUGCUCUUUUAUCUUUACACGCUGGACUAUCCCGUCGAGCUCUAUCAAAGGCUCCUUGGAACGGAGACAAGUUCGGGCUCGGAUAGUGGAAUCGAAGACGAGGAAACAACAGGUCAGGAUGCAAAGGUGUACUGGAGCUUUGAUCUGUCCAUGUACACCAUUGCGGACAAGUACGGUCUUACAGAGUUGAGGGAGAUGGCUGAGAAUGCCUUGCUAGGCAAAGCAGAUCUGGCCGGCAAAGAGCAGCAAUUGCUGACAAAUAUGGACGGCUUCGUAGCUUUGCUCGAAGACCUUUACGGCUUGGGGGAAACAUCAGACCAGAUGAGUCAGCUACGCACACAAAUUGUCAGUUCAACAUGUGAAGCCAUUACCCAUCACGUUCGGGAUCAGAGAAUUUCGACAUUGAUCUCUGACGUCCCCGAAUUUGCGGUGGAUCUGGUGGAAGCAAUAGGGAAGAAAAGAGACGAGAGAAGGAUGGUGCAACGAGAGGAAGACAAGAGGCAAGAAGCUGCAAGAGUGCGGAUAUGUCAUGUUCCAAUGAAUGAGGAGAGUGAUUGGGAAGAUUGA